Anopheles maculipalpis is the source of this 855-nucleotide messenger RNA. RefSeq lists its product as uncharacterized. The record is from RefSeq and is a predicted model, not a curated record. NCBI's taxonomy places the organism in Eukaryota, Metazoa, Arthropoda, Insecta, Diptera, Culicidae. The transcript has 3 exons. The coding region runs from base 1 to 855 and encodes 284 amino acids.
AUGUCGGAAGGAUACCGUGCGAUUGCAGUCGUCAUACUGCUGCUAGCAAUGGUCUGUCAGGGUACGGUCGGUGAACCUGAUCCUGGACCGGCCGGUGCCGGUGCGACACCGAUCAAGCUGGAUGACUACGUGCUCAACACCCAGUCGGAGUGCUACAAGUCAAAGCGAUUGCUGUCCUGCUUCAAGUAUCGAUUUUCGCGUUACCUUUGGUCGUUCGCUACCGGACGGAUGAACUGGUUCGCGGCCGAAAAUCAGGCGGUCGAAAGCACCGGCGGAUUGAAGUUGGUGCGAUUGAACGAACCGAAGGAGGACGAUGUGUUUCCGGAAGCGCGACAAAUUAGCCCGUACGAUAGCGAAUUAAUUAAAGGCGCCAAGUUUCUGCAACGAUCCCUCAAUACCUUCAUCGCCAGCCACGGGGUGCAGGUGGGCAUGGGUGCGGAAAGUGGAGCUCGGUUUCUGGCGGACGAAGAUUUCGAAGCUCGUGGCAAGAAGCAGAAGCAGCGAAAGUGGAGCCUUAUUCUUCCGCUGGCUGUGAUGCUGAAGUUGGUACAUCUGAAGUUGCUGCUCAAACCGAUCCUGCUCGGUGUGGGACUGAUUCAGGUGCUGCUGAUUGCUGGCGGUCUGCUGAUCUUCCACUUCUUCCGUAACACGAACAUCUGCAAGAUUCAGCCACACGUCAUUCAUGCCCAUUCUCAUAUCUCGAGCGAAUCCAGUCCUGAACUGUCCUAUGCCGCGUACGGAGCGUACCCAUCCUAUUCGGCCUCUCCCUACAAUGCGUACAGCAAGGAUUGGGCCAGCAACCGGGCGUACAGCGGCUACAGCUUCCUCGAUGCCAUCGAUAAUCAUAAAAUCUAG